This is a messenger RNA of Rasamsonia emersonii CBS 393.64, 303 nucleotides long. RefSeq lists its product as uncharacterized. The coding region runs from base 1 to 303 and encodes 100 amino acids. The transcript is spliced from 3 exons. NCBI's taxonomy places the organism in Eukaryota, Fungi, Ascomycota, Eurotiomycetes, Eurotiales, Trichocomaceae. The record is from RefSeq and is a predicted model, not a curated record.
AUGAAAAUACGACUAUACCAGAGGCACAUAAAAGGACUCACCCUCGUCUUGUCAUGGUCCUGGAUUCUGUUGAGGCGUGAAGUGAGAUCUCAACAUUUACGCCUUAACUCUUCUGAUGUCGACAGUGAUGAUUACAAUCUGCUAGACACUAUGUCGCUAUCCCAAGGAUGUGCUCCUCAAGCCGAGGGCUCUAACGGAAGUAAUGAUGUGACAAACUUCAGCCAAUAUAUACCCCGAUUAGCUUGCGUUGACGAGAAAGGCUUACGGGAUCUCAUCACAUCACCUUCCAAAUUACGUCAAUGA